This is a messenger RNA of Drepanopeziza brunnea f. sp. 'multigermtubi' MB_m1, 933 nucleotides long. RefSeq lists its product as uncharacterized. Gene Ontology annotation, molecular function: ATP binding; ATP-dependent FeS chaperone activity; 4 iron, 4 sulfur cluster binding. Gene Ontology annotation, cellular component: cytosol. Gene Ontology annotation, biological process: iron-sulfur cluster assembly. NCBI's taxonomy places the organism in Eukaryota, Fungi, Ascomycota, Leotiomycetes, Helotiales, Drepanopezizaceae. The record is from RefSeq and is a predicted model, not a curated record.
AUGUCUCUCGAGAAAGUAAAACACAUUGUUCUCGUCCUCUCGGGCAAAGGUGGCGUAGGAAAAUCCUCCAUUACAACCCAACUCGCCCUCUCUCUUGCUCUCGCUGGGAAGUCUGUCGGAAUCCUCGAUAUAGAUCUUACCGGACCCUCCAUACCGCGACUGCUCGGUAUCGAAUCCGCGAAAGUCACACAAGCUCCCGGAGGCUGGAUACCAGUCCCCGUACACGAUGGGAACCCCGCAGUAGGCAUCGGCUCUCUCUCCUGUAUGAGUCUUGGGUUCUUGCUUAGAGAACGAGGAGAUGCAGUAGUCUGGAGAGGGCCGAAGAAGACCGCAAUGGUUCGACAAUUUCUGUCAGACGUGCUUUGGGGCGACAUUGACUAUCUGCUGAUCGACACUCCGCCUGGAACAUCAGACGAACACAUCUCGCUCGCAGAAACUCUACUUAAGACUGCAUUCCCGGGUCAAGUUGCUGGGGCAGUGGUCGUCACAACACCACAGGCAGUUGCCACUGCGGAUGUCAAGAAGGAGCUGAACUUUUGCACCAAGACAGGGAUCAAUAUUAUUGGCGUGGUAGAGAACAUGAGCGGCUUUGUUUGCCCGAACUGCUCAGAAUGUACGAAUAUCUUCAGCAAAGGGGGUGGAGAAGUCAUGGCACAGGAAUUCGGAGUCAGAUUUCUCGCGAGUGUCCCUAUCGAUCCACAAUUCGUUAUGCUGGUCGAGACGGGAAGGAGGCCAGUAUAUCCCGUGGGCACGGAGGUCAAUGGAAAAAUCAUUGAAAGCAGCGACGAUGGAAGUGACACAAGCUAUGUCAAGGUACCCGGCAUGUUGCUUGAGAAGUACAAAGGCUGUUCCCUGUGUCCAAUCUUUGAGGGCAUUACCAAGAACGUGGUUGCAGCAGUAGAGCUCAGAGCCGCGGGAGGACAGGGAGCUUGA